This is a messenger RNA of Trichechus manatus latirostris (Florida manatee), 2359 nucleotides long. It is a transcript of the gene TMC4, whose product is annotated as transmembrane channel like 4. The transcript has 15 exons. Gene Ontology annotation, molecular function: mechanosensitive monoatomic ion channel activity. Gene Ontology annotation, cellular component: plasma membrane. NCBI's taxonomy places the organism in Eukaryota, Metazoa, Chordata, Mammalia, Sirenia, Trichechidae. The record is from RefSeq and is a predicted model, not a curated record. The coding region runs from base 1 to 2145 and encodes 714 amino acids.
AUGGAAGAGACCCCUGCCUGGGGAUCUGACGCUUGGGGUGCCUCUGGGGAGUGGUUGGCACCCAGGGAGGCCAGACCAGCUCCCUGCCCUACUUUCCCAGGUCUGUCCCUGUCCUCUGUGCUGAACGAGCUCCCCAGCGCAGCCACCCUCCGGUACCGAGGCCCUGGGGUGCUGCCUUGCGGGGCACUGGAGGAGCAGGAUGAGGACGAAGAAGGGAACAUCCAGGCCUUUGUGGGAGCCACCCAAAAGGAGCUGCAGGAAUCCUGCCCGUCCCGGGAGCUGCCCUGGCCCAUGCAGGCCAGACGGGCACACGCGAAGAGGCACACUUGGGACCAAGUGGCCAACGGCUCGGGGUCCAGGGCGGCACACUGGGCCCGGGUGCUUCGGAGGUCCAGGGAGAAGAUGCGGGAAGCCUGUUGUACCCUGCAGCCCUGGGCAUGGACGCUGAAGAGGAUAGGGGGCCAGUUCGGGGCCGGCACCGAGUCCUACUUCUCCUUGUUGCGCUUUCUGCUACUUCUCAACGUGCUGGCCGCCGCGCUGAAGGCCUGCAUGACGCUGCUGCCCACCUGGUUGGAAGGGACUCCCCCGGGACCCCCCAGCACUAACAUCUCCUCACCCUGUGGCUCCUACAACCCGAGCUCCCAGGGCUUGAUCGCAUUCCACACCCAGCUCUUCAACUUGCUCACGGGACAGGGUUAUCUAGAAUGGUCCCCUCUCUUCUAUGGAUUCUACCCGCCCCGCCCGCGCCUGGCGGUCACCUACCUGUGCUCAGUCUUUGCCAUUGGCCUCCUCUGCCUCCUGCUCAUCCUGCACCGCUCAGUGUCCGGCAUGAAGCAGACACUGCUGGCCGAGUCGGGGGCUCUGACCAGCUACAGCCAUCGCGUGUUCUCGGCCUGGGACUUUGGCCUCCGCGGCGCUGUCCACGUGCGGCUGCGCCAGCGUACGAUCCUCUAUGAGCUGCAGGUGGAGCUGGAGGAGGCAGUGGUGCGGCGUCAGGCUGCAGUGCGGACCCUGGGCCAGGAAGCUAGGGUGUGGCUUGUGCGGGGGCUGCUCAACCUGCUGGUGUUAGCGCUCCUGGGGGCAGCCUGCUAUGGAGUCUUCAGGACUACGGAGUACACCGUGGAGUUGCAGGAGAAUUCCUUUGUCCAGCAGACGCCACUACUAAAGCUCCUGGUGAAUUACCUUCUGUCCAUCUUCAUCUUCUUGGUCAACUUCGUGCUGCCACCCGUGUUCAAGCUCAUUGCCCCGCUGGAGGGCUACACUCGGAGCCUCCAGAUCGUUUUUAUCCUGCUCAGGACUGUGGUUCUCCGCCUCGCCUCUCUGUUUUCCCUGCUCUUCUCUCUCUGGACUCAGAUCACUUGCAGGGGCAGGGGCAAUGCCAAGGCUAAGGACUGCAAAACCUGUGGCUACAAUUACGAAGAACUUCCGUGCUGGGAGACCCGGGUGGGGCAGGAGAUGUACAAACUCCUGCUUUUUGAUCUGCUGACCGGCUUGGCAGUCUCGCUGCUCAUCCAGUUUCCUCGAAAGCUGCUUUGUGGCCUCUUUCCCGGGGCGCUUGGUCGUCUGGCCGGGACCCAGGAGUUCCAGGUGCCCGACGAGGUGCUGGGGCUGAUCUACGCGCAGACAGUGGUCUGGGUGGGGAGUUUUUUCUGCCCUUUACUGCCACUGCUCAACACGGCCAAGUUCCUUCUACUUUUCUAUCUGAAAAAGCUCACCCUCUUCUCCACCUGCUCCCCGGCCUCCCGCACCUUCCGCGCCUCCAUGGUGAAUUGUUUUUUCCCCUUGGUCCUCGUCCUGGGUCUGGCCAUCUCCGCUGUUCCCGUGCUUUGUAGCAUCUUCCUGAUCCCGCCUUCCAAGCUGUGUGGUCCAUUCCAGGGACAGCCGUCCAUCUGGGCCCAGAUCCCUGAGUCUAUUUACAGCCUCCCUCAGGCCACUCAGAACUUUCUCUUCUUCCUGGGGACCCAGGCUUUUGCUGUGCCCCUUCUGGUGAUCUCCAGCAUACUGAUGGCAUAUACCGUGUCCCUGGCCAACUCAUAUGGGCGCCUCAUCUCUGAGCUCAAGCGCCAGAUAGAGACGGAGGCGCAGAAUAAAGUCUUCCUGGCACAGCGCGCUGUGGCGCUGAGCUCGGCCAACGGGGCUCUGUGACUUGCCCAGCCCGGCUUAGAAUGAAGUAACCACUUGGAGUUUCCAGACCUGUCCCCAGAACUUUGUGUCAUAGCCUUUGUAAGCCUCGAUUAUUCACAUCUCUAAAAUGAAAGUAUUGGAGAAGACUCCACACUCUUCCAGCAUGGGAUUUGGAGAAUUCCGGCCGCCAAGUCCCUGACUCUCUAGUGAACCUUUUCAUUUAUCAAUAAAUACA